AUAGAUAUCGGAAUUUUCGGGUUUUCUGAAUCACAAUUUCAUAGAAUGCUGCACUUAAAACCAGAAUUUUAAUAAUAAAAUAUGAAACUAAAAACGCCAGGAUGUUGGACGCACUUAAUGACGAUUGUCAGUUGGCAAUAAUCAAGUACUUAAACAUAUUCGACCGAAUCACACUAUAUGAAGCCACCAAGGGCACUUCAAAUCGCUUAAACAAGAAUGUAGCCUAUGCCUGGAAACUUCAGCUCAGCUUUAUACUUGAUUGGAGUGACUAUGAGAAGUUUGAAGCGAUGCCUAAAUUGUUGGACGUGUUUCUAUCCAACUGCAGUGCAACAAUGCAGGAAUUAAAACUGGACAGAGUAAAAUUGGACUUUCUCAAACGCUGGGAAAAUUACACAUUUCCCCGUAUAAAAACACUUGAGUACACCUUGGAUUUCGGCGAUGACUACACAUUUCUUUUCGGUGCUGUCAAUCUGGUUGCCGAUGAAGCAAUUCGAACAAUAGCAAAGCUCUUUCCUGGACUGCAUAGUUUAAAGACUAAUGGUGAUUUUCAUUGCGUUGUGCUACAGAAAUGGAAGCAGAUGCGUAAGCUGGACUUGAGCAACUGGUAUUACCAUGAUUAUGAAUACGAUUGUGUCAAAGAUAUUGCCAAAUGCCAAUUGCUUGAAGAGUUGACACUGGAUGACCGUAGGAUUAAGUCCAGCAAUUAUGAAGACCUCAUGGCGUUGCCCAAGCUGCGCAAACUUUGCAUACUGAGUGCUUCUGAGGUCAAAUUAGCCGAGCUUUUUGAAAAACGUGCCGUGGACGUACAUAGGAUUAUCUUUAGUAAUGAUCACCCAAACAGUCACAUGACUACGCUGCAUAAAAUGCGUAACGUGCGCCACUUUAACAUAAUGGACAUCCAGAAUCAUUUCUCUAUCGAAAACCUACGCGACUUGAUUAAGAUUUGGAAACAGCUGGAGCAAAUAGACUUGAUUGACUUUGAAAUCUGGUCCGGGGAGACAGAAUUGUGGCAAACUGUUGCCAGUUGUCCAACGCUUAAGAUUCUAAACAUCUUAAACACGGAUAUGAGAGAGGAUUUCUUUGAAGUUGGACGCCAUAUCAUGGAAGAGACACUAAACAAUCGUUCUCAAACUUUAACAUUGAAUUUCUACGAAAAUUAUACGCCAUACAAAGAGUUGAUCCUUCAGAACUUUAAGCAUCCACAGUUGAAGGUAACUUUUGAGCCUUUCAAACUAUAUCACGACGACGAUAUAUGUUUCUUAGAAAUUCAUUUUCAGCCUUUGCAAUCAUCCUAAUGUCACUAUAUGAUAUUUUUCCCCAAUAUGUUGGGUAAUUUGAGUUCGGAUAAUAAAUAAAUGUAUGAUGCCUUAUUAUAUAUAAGUAUAAAUUUUGACAUAUAUUAAUAAAUUAAUAUAUAAUAAUAAAUUUAAGUAGACAUACAUACAUAUUAAGAGAACAAACAUACGAACAUACCUCCAAAUAUAACAAAAUAAAU
Drosophila nasuta is the source of this 1495-nucleotide messenger RNA. RefSeq lists its product as uncharacterized. The coding region runs from base 102 to 1295 and encodes 397 amino acids. The transcript is spliced from 2 exons. NCBI's taxonomy places the organism in Eukaryota, Metazoa, Arthropoda, Insecta, Diptera, Drosophilidae. The record is from RefSeq and is a predicted model, not a curated record.